Messenger RNA from Zophobas morio, 1558 nucleotides. RefSeq names its product tubulin alpha chain-like. Gene Ontology annotation, molecular function: GTP binding; structural constituent of cytoskeleton. The record is from RefSeq and is a predicted model, not a curated record. Gene Ontology annotation, cellular component: microtubule; cytoplasm. Gene Ontology annotation, biological process: mitotic cell cycle; microtubule cytoskeleton organization. The transcript has 6 exons. Bases 153 to 1484 code for a protein of 443 amino acids. Lineage: Eukaryota; Metazoa; Arthropoda; Insecta; Coleoptera; Tenebrionidae.
ACUAAAAAUUGUCAUGAUGACAUCAAAAGUCAAAAUGUGAAAUUUUUGUCAACCCAUUCACUCGUUCGGCUCUAUUCUUGUCUAAAUUUUUUGUAAAACGUAACUUUUAGUGAAGAUUUACUAAACCAAAUGCAGUGGAAACACGACAUAUAAUGCCUUCCAAUAGAGAAGUCAUUCAAAUACACAUAGGACAAGCUGGAAUUCAAAUCGCAAACGCCUGUUGGGAGCUAUAUUGUUUAGAACACGCCAUUCAGCCUGAUGGUUUACUUUAUCCCGGUUAUCACCGAAACCAAAGUGAUGACAGCUAUAACGCCUUUUUCUCGAUUUCUGCGGCCGGGAAAGCUGUACCACGGGUCGUAAUGGUUGAUUUAGAACCGACAGCGAUAGAUGAAAUACGAACGGGUCAUUAUCGACAUCUUUUCCACCCCGAGCAACUACUAACAGGCAAAGAGGAUGCAGCUAAUAAUUACGCAAGAGGGUAUUACACUGUAGGUAGCGAAAUGAUAGAUUUAGCUUUAGAUAGAACGCGAAAAGUAGCAGAUGAUUGCAACUCUUUGCAAGGAUUUAUUUUUUUUCGUGCUUUCGGGGGAGGUACAGGGUCAGGAUUUACUACGCUCCUUUUGGAGAGAAUGACAAUGGACUAUGGAAAAACAAGUAAACUGGAAUUCGCCGUUUAUCCUGCACCACGAAUAUCACCAGUAAUUGUUGAACCCUAUAACGCUGUCCUUACAACCCACGGAUGUAUCGAGUACGAAGAUGUCUGUUUCAUUAUGGAUAACGAGGCAGUUUAUGACAUUCUAGCACGAAACUUAGACGUUCAAAGACCCACCUACACCAAUCUUAACAGACUUUUAGGACAAGUAGUGUCUGCAGUUACAGCUUCUCUGCGGUUUGAAGGAGCAGUUAAUGUAGAUUUAGCAGAGUUUCAAACAAACUUGGUGCCUUAUCCCAGAAUUCAUUUCCCGUUAAUAACAUAUGCCCCAUUUGUAUCAGCUACAAAAGCAUAUCAUGAACAGUUGUCUGUGGCACAGUUAACAAAUUCUUGUUUUGAACCGGCGAACCAAAUGGUAAAAUGUGACCCCAGACACGGAAAAUAUAUGUCUUGUUGUUUAUUGUAUCGCGGUGAUGUGACACCUACUGAUGUAAACAGCGCUAUUCAAAAUAUCAAAACUAAAAGAAGUAUCAUGUUUGUGGACUGGUCACCCACUGGUUUUAAAGUUGGUAUUAAUUAUCAACCUCCUACAACGGUUCCUGGCGGCGAUUUGGCAAGAGUCACAAGAGCAGUUACCAUGUUAUCUAAUACUUCAGCAAUUAAGGAAGCAUGGCAAAGAAUAGUGCACAAAUUUAACCUGAUGUAUGCAAAAAGGUCUUUCAUACAUCAUUAUGUUGGUGAAGGGAUGGAAGAAGGGGAAUUUACUGACGCCAAGGAAGAUUUAACUGCUUUGGUGUUGGAUUAUAAAGAAGUAGAUAGUGAUAGUGUCUAAUACCUACAUUUAUUGUUAACCUUGAGCCAACGGAUUUGCAUGAAUUGUAAUGCUAUUUAUUCUUAUGUCAUUUA